Phaeodactylum tricornutum CCAP 1055/1 is the source of this 1560-nucleotide messenger RNA. RefSeq lists its product with no specific name. Gene Ontology annotation, molecular function: DNA binding; DNA topoisomerase type I (single strand cut, ATP-independent) activity. Gene Ontology annotation, biological process: DNA topological change. The transcript has 2 exons. The annotation marks the transcript as partial. Lineage: Eukaryota; Bacillariophyta; Bacillariophyceae; Surirellales; Neidiaceae. The record is from RefSeq and is a predicted model, not a curated record.
CUAGUGAUUGUGGAAUCGCCCAGCAAAUGCCAGACGAUUGCCAAAAUUCUAGCCACGUACGUCAAGGACAACUCUCUGGCAUACGAUUUUCAAGUCUCGUCCUCCAUGGGACACAUUCGGAAUCUGCCUAAAUCAGACACUUCUAAGAAGAAAAAGGAGAACCAAAUCAAGCCUAACGGAAAGUUCCCCUACACGAUCGCCGGUAUCGAUCUUGAGAACGGCUAUCAACCGGAGUACGUCUUGUUACCAGGCAAGGGACCGUUGGUUAAAGAGUUGCAGCACCUCGCUGCCAAUGCGGAACUUGUACUACUUGCUACCGAUCCUGACCGGGAGGGCGAAGCUAUUGCCUGGCAUUUGACGCAAGUCUUGGAUUUGGCGCCGUCUCGGUAUCAGCGUGUGACCUUUACCGAGAUUACCCCGUCACGAAUUCUCGAAGCGGUCAAGUCGCCAGUGGAGUUGAACACAAAUCUGGUCCACGCACAGGAGACUAGGCGGGUGCUCGACCGUCUGGCAGGCUAUACCGUAUCACCCGUGCUUUGGAAAAAGAUUGCGCCAGGCUUGUCGGCCGGACGGGUCCAGUCCGUUGGUAUGGCCAUGGUUGUACAACGCGAGCGUGAACGGUUGUGCUUCGAGACCACGCCGUACUGGAAUAUCAAGGCAGUAUUGGGCAAGGACUUUUCGCCACAGGGGCAAAUUUUACGGCCUGGGUCGUCCCAUAAGCGACAUUUAUUAGAAGGGGAUGCGAACGAACUCGUCAAGGUGCUGAGCGACGCCGAGUUUACUGUAAUUCAAGUCAAGUCCACAACACGCAAGCAGCAGCCACCGCAACCGUUCAAAACGUCGACACUUCAACAAGAGGCGAACCGUCGCUUGGGAAUGGCAGUUCAACAAACUAUGCGUGUGGCGCAACAACUGUACGAAGAAGGUCUCAUUUCCUACAUGAGAACCGACAGUACGCAUCUUUCGGACGAUGCCGAAUGUGCAAUUGGUGUGAGUGUGAGGGGGCAAUUUGGGCCAGAUCGACUUUGGGUAGGAUCGUCCAAGACCAAGCGCAAGCCAAAGGAUUCCAAAUUCGCGCAAGAAGCGCACGAAGCCAUUCGACCAGCGCUUCAACCAGACGGAAUAUUUCUAGAGCCAAGAUAUCUGUUACAAAAAGUAGCCUUGUCCGAUCAAGCUGAAAGGCUGUAUACAAUGAUCUACCAACGAACGUUGGCGUGUCGAAUGCCGCCGAUAGCAACCAACCAAACAUCUGUUCUGAUUGCAGGCGUACAAGAGGGGACGACGGCUCAUUUUCGAGUUAGUGGAAGCGUAGUAAUCGAUCCUGGAUACACUCUGGCCUACUGUCGAGAUGCCGAGGAAGAAAACGAUGAAGCAUAUCUUCCUGCCUUGAGAGAGGGGCAAAUAUUGAAUGCAGGAGAGAUUUUGGCGGUGGCCCAUGAAACACAGCCACCACCCCGCUAUAACGAAGCGAGCUUUGUGAAAGAACUAGAAUCUCUAGGAGUGGGACGGCCCAGUACAUAUUCUGGUAUAGUGCAAAUUCUACGUGAUCGUGCAUAUGUC